GAUUUCCCACCCGACUCCUUCUGGAUCCCAAUGUUUUGCUUAGUUUCUGUCCAUGCUUUCACUGUGAGCAGGGUUUCACAGAGCUGUGUACCGUGACGCCCAGGUCCCUGACCUGAGUUCAGAUAGUUAAAUUCGAACCUUGUAAGGUGUUUGAGGAGUUCAAGCUUUUCCCUCCAGCUAUUGACAUUGACAUUCACCUGCCAUCAUGCUGCCCAUUGUCCUGGCUUGGUUUGCUCCCUCUAAGUUGUCCUCUGGACUUGACUAUCACCUAAGUAAUCUGGAGUCAUCUGUAAAUGUUGCCACAUCACUGCUCAACCCCUCUUUCUAAAUUGGUAAUCACUAUAAAAUAUUCAAUGCACUAUUUGUUAUAAAGUGUGUAACCCUCCUCACUUUCCUUUUUCUCCUUCACAGGCACCUUGAGCUUUACUGAGCCCAAUCAACGCUUCCACCAUUGCAUGGCAGAUUUCAACCUCACCCCCACUGACUUUUCAACAUUUAUUCUAAUGGGCAUCCCUGGUAUGGAAGCUGCCCACGUCUGGAUUUCCAUCCCUUUCUCUGUGUUCUACAUUAUCUGCCUGUUGGGAAAUUUCAUGCUUCUCUUUCUUGUAGGGAAAGAGCAGAGCCUGCACAAGCCGAUGUACCUGCUGCUCUGCAUGCUGGCACUCACAGAUAUCACUACGUCUACCUUCGUCAUUCCAAAAGCACUGUUGAUAUUUUGGUUCAAUUUGAAAGACAUUACUGUGGGUGGCUGUCUCAUACAAAUGUUCUUCCUUCAUGCGGUUUCUAUUAUGCACUCAGCUGUCCUUGUGACAAUGGCCAUCGAUCGUUACGUUGCUAUAUGUAACCCUCUGAGAUACACCACUUUCCUCACCAAUUCACGAAUAGCUAAGCUAGGGCUAGUGGGUUUGAUAAGAGCUGUUCUCUUCAUUCUGCCCCUGCCCAUGCUCCUAAUCAGGCUUCCAUUCUGUGCCAGCCGCAUUAUCCCCCAUACAUACUGUGACCACAUGGCUGUAGCAAAGAUAUCAUGUGGGGACAUCACAAUCAACAGGAUUUAUGGUUUGGUAAUGGCAUUUGUAGUCAUGGGGUUUGACCUGACAAUCAUUGCCCUGUCUUACAGUCUGAUCAUCAGGGCUGUCCUCAGAAUCAACUCUAAGGAAGCUCACCAGAAAGCCCUCAAAACCUGCACAGCCCACAUCUGUGUGAUGAUGCUGGCUUAUCCUGUUGGAUUCUUCUCCACUCUGGUACACCGGUUUGGCCAUGACUUUGCUCCCCAGGUUCACAUCAUCUUGGCCAAUGUCUAUUUUGUCAUUCCCCCCAUGCUCAACCCUAUCAUUUAUGGUGUUAAAACCAAAGAACUUCGUGACAAAGUUGUCAAAUACACCUACAGAAUAUGCUCACCUGGGACAACUUACUUUAACCCGGCCUGACAAAAGGGGUGUGACAUUGCACUCCAUAUGCUUUAUGGAAAUAUGCUUAUGAAUGUGAAUAUGAUGUAACUGUAAUAUGCUUUAUGCAGAAGGUCUCUUGUAUGGUGGGACGUUAUUGACAUAUAUUGACCGUAUAGAUCAUUGUUGCAAUGAAGGUCCAAUAGUUGCAAAAAAAUUUGUACAAAUGAGAUUAAGAUGUCUGUGAAAAGGUUGUAAUUUUCUGGUUAUGAUAAUGCUGUCUGUAUGCGUGUAUCAUUUGUGUAUUUGAAGUUAUGAAUUUUAGCUAUGUACUUAUAUCUCAAUGUGUUUGAUUCUAAGUAGCCUCAGUGAAGCAUUUGGUCAGCUUCUUGAGAAAGGACUAUUCUGAGUAAGUGCCCAAUC
Chelonia mydas (Green sea turtle) is the source of this 1808-nucleotide messenger RNA. Its product is annotated as olfactory receptor 52N4-like. Lineage: Eukaryota; Metazoa; Chordata; Testudines; Cheloniidae. Gene Ontology annotation, cellular component: membrane. The record is from RefSeq and is a predicted model, not a curated record. Gene Ontology annotation, molecular function: G protein-coupled receptor activity; olfactory receptor activity. Gene Ontology annotation, biological process: G protein-coupled receptor signaling pathway. The transcript has a single exon. The coding region runs from base 456 to 1427 and encodes 323 amino acids.